UGUAUGUAAUGUCAUCUCAUCAGAUAGCCAAGCCAAAACAAGAGCUCCCUCCCUCUAAGUAAAUCCAGUCCCAUCCCUGCAAGCAUGAGGCCUCAGGUGCUGCUCGUCGCGUUCGCCGUCCUCGCCGUCCUUGCCGCCCUGCCCAUCGCACAUGGCCAAGGGGCGAGCCCGUGGCCGUGCUGUGACAAGUGCGGCGUGUGCACCAAAUCCAUACCGCCGCAGUGCAGGUGCCAGGAUGUGUCCCCGACCGGGUGCAACUCGGCUUGCAAGAGCUGUGUCAGGUCCACCGGCGGCUUCCAGUGCGCGGACAGCAUCACCAACUUCUGCGAGCGUCGCUGCACGCCGGCGGCGUGAUUAAUUUGGAUGUACGGCGGAUCCCGUCCUGUUAUCGCAUGAAUAAUGCCGACUAGCUCGUGCCUUUAAUUGUCUCUCGCUCGUUUGGAGCUUCCUCUUCGUACACCUUGGUCCGGGUGGAUCAUUUGAUGAUUUCUCGUCGUUUCAUACUACGUCUUAUAUAAAUAAAUAAAGAGCUUAUUCUAUGUUCAAAA
Molecule: messenger RNA, 548 nt
Organism: Hordeum vulgare subsp. vulgare (domesticated barley)
Lineage: Eukaryota; Viridiplantae; Streptophyta; Magnoliopsida; Poales; Poaceae
Product: Bowman-Birk type trypsin inhibitor-like
Exons: 2
Coding region: 85-354 (89 amino acids)
Cellular component (GO): extracellular region
Molecular function (GO): serine-type endopeptidase inhibitor activity
Source: RefSeq, a predicted model, not a curated record